This is a messenger RNA of Ziziphus jujuba (common jujube), 1067 nucleotides long. RefSeq lists its product as uncharacterized. The transcript has 7 exons. The record is from RefSeq and is a predicted model, not a curated record. Bases 80 to 808 code for a protein of 242 amino acids. NCBI's taxonomy places the organism in Eukaryota, Viridiplantae, Streptophyta, Magnoliopsida, Rosales, Rhamnaceae. Gene Ontology annotation, molecular function: peptidyl-prolyl cis-trans isomerase activity.
AAAUGAGAAGAAGAUCCCGAUCAAUUUAAAUUCCCACCUAUAGCCGAGCAUUAUCAACAAAUUGAACCUCAUAGAAGCCAUGGCAAUCAUGAGCACUGCACGCUCUCGCACCACCAAGACAUCGUUUCUCCGUAUCGCUCUUCUCGCUUCGUCCAAGAGCUGGGCAAGACAUCAUUUUGCCUGGAAGAUUAAAUCUCUCGCCACCGUGCCGACCAAAUUCUCUGCAUCAUCUCUCACUUUGAACCAAUCGUUUCCUAAUCCUUACAAAACCAGUCUUCUUGGUGUAGCUUUUUCCAGGCAAGAGACUUCCAAUUGGCAGCUAAAGCUUAGAAGUCUCCACAGUUCGCAGAUGAAAUCUAAUCAACACAUGUACUAUGUUAAUCAUAAAAAAAUGGACUAUGUGGUAUCUGAUAAGUUCCCAAAAUUUAGUGGAAGAGGUUCUCACGAAAUUACAAAUAGCAGUGAUUAUACCCAUGAAAAUGGCAUCAUGUACACAGAUAUUAGAACAGGCCAAGAUCAAAGCCGUAUUGAAAUGGGUCGCAAGUUUGUUAUGGACUAUGCACUCUUUGGUGAGGAAAAGAACUACAUAUAUGGCGAAGAUGAAAAGGAGAUCACCUUAGAGAAACUUGGUACAGGAUUACGUGAAGGUAUUAAAGGCAUGAAGAGUCAAGGAAGAAGACUAAUUAUUGUGCCUCCAGAUCUUGCUGAUCAUCAGCAUGUGAAAAAAGAGGAGCACGCAAUUUACGAUGUGACAAUAAAAAAAAUUCAUCCUGAUCAAGGGCGGAACGUGUUCAAAUUCUUUAAUUAGGAGGUGGUGAGAAUACGAUGAAUUACGAAAAUGAGUGUCUGAAUAACUUUGCAUUUACAUUUGCAAGGUCUAUGCAGGUAUUAGGUCUAUCCAUGAUAAUAUGCGUCCUUUUUUUUUCUUCUUCUUUAUUAUGGUGUUUGUGUGAUUAAAUAAUUAUGUUACAUGUUAUCCAAAUAAAAGUCAGUCAGAUUGUCACCCUGUAACUUUCUCUUCACCUGCAUUUAAAAUCUUAAUCUCUUCUUCUGCAUCAUUUCAUUAA